AAAAGACGCCAUUAUUACUUUUGCUCUCUUUUGAAAACAGCGCAGUCGUGCGUCGCGUUUGCCGCUCGGCGUCCAUGAUAUGUGACGCUUCUGCAGAGGAUUCCGGAGCUCGGAGCGGCAGCGGGAGAGAAGUAAAUGCUCCCCCUUCUACACUUCAAGUAACGGCAGGUUGUGCCGGUGAAGUAAGCCGUAGCCCAGCAUGAGCCCCUCUGACUGAGACGCAAGCACGUCUAGUGUUUUGCCGAACAGCUGAUAGCUUUCGUCAGUUAAAGCCAUGCCUGACGAGUGAAGUUACCUAUUUGCCCACAGAAAAAAACAACAGCACCCAACAUGUCUCUCCAUGUAGCUUCCUCCCUGUGCAUCCUGCUGGAGUAACCCCCCCCCCCUCCACUGUCCUGUCCCCUCUCCACACCACCGCCCCUCCAUAUCCGCCAGUCACAAUGCCGCUCCACCUCAGAAUGGCCAACACCUAAAGAUUCCCAUGCGUCCAGUGAGCGACGAGUCGGACGGUCCUGCUCCUCUUGAAAGCUUCUCGUGCCCCCUAACCCCAGUGGGCCCCCUGCCUGCCGCAGAGAUGUCCCUGCUUCAUUCGCUGGGCCCAGUGCAGAGCUGGCUGGGCCAGGAGCUGGAGAAGUGCGGGAUCGAUGCCAUGAUCUACACCCGCUACGUCCUCAGCCUGCUCCUGCACGAUAAUUACGACUACGACCUGCAGGAUCAGGAGAACGACAUCUUGUUGGGCUGGGAGAAGGGAACUGGGAAGAAAUGGACCAAGUGUAAGAAGAAAGGAGGGACGGAUCUGAGUCUGGAAGAGAUAAAGAAACAAGCCGCCGUGCAAUGCCUGCGUUCAGCAUCUGAUGAAAACUCUGGAAUUGAGAGCCUGGUUGAGGAGCUUUGCUCCAAACUCAAGGACAUCCAGAACAAACAGAAAGAAGAUAAAGAGCUCAAGAAAUCUGAUGGGUCUCAGUCUCCUGAAGGAGUUGAGUCCCCUUCCUCAAAGGACCAGGUUGAAAUGUAUUAUGAAGCCUUUCCUCCUUUGUCAGAGAAAUCUGUUUGUCUCCAAGAGAUCAUGACGGUGUGGAACAAGGCUAGAGCCAUUGCUUACUCCGGUUCCUCGUCUUCCGCGGCCCCGCAGACCAGCACCGACACCUCCUCCCCGAAAGAUUGCAACAGUGACGGUGAAGCUGCUAAGGGGAGAACCCCUGAGGCAUGCAGCACUAACCCAACCAGCCAGAGAACCCAGCAGAGACGCAGCAAGAAGGAGAAAGAGAAACGAUUCCAUGGGGGUGCAACAGCAGAGGACCGAGCCACCGUCCAUGGCAAGAAGCAGGUGAGGCACAGGUCAGAGGGCAAGUAUCGCCCUCGUUCCUGGUCCUCUGGUUCUAGUGAGGCUGGCUCGAGCUCCAGCGGGAACCAGGGCGACUCCAAGACUUCCAGCAGCAAGGCGGGCAGGAUCAGGCACAGGUCCAAGGAGGUGUUCAGCAGGAGUAAGAGGGGGUGCCACAGUGGACAAGUGAAGCUGGCUCUGAAGGCCGUCGACAAAGAGGAGCGGCGGAAUGCUGGAGGCAGCAGCAGCAGCACCACUGGAGGCCCUGUGAGGCAAACGCAGCUCUACAAAAAGGGGAGAAGACAGCUGAAGGAACUUGGAAAAGAUCCAGGCUGGUGGGAAGAAAAGGAGUCUGGAGCUGAGGCCAGCAACAAAAAGGAGUACAUGGAGGAGCCCCUGUGGUACACGGAGCCCAUCACGGAGUAUUUAGUACCUUUCAGUAGCAGAAGGAGCAAACUGGAAACAAAGUACCGGAGCAAGGUGGACUCUCCAGACGACUCGACUACGUCCACCGACUUCAGAAGGCUGUCUGAGAGAAUGCAAGGCAUCUGCGUUGCCAACACAAGCUUCCAGAGGGCGUAUCUGUCAGCGGGCACCUUUGUCGACGGGCACUUUGUUGAGGUGCCGGGUGACGCAGAUGAGGAUGCUACCGAACUCAACGGGACCUCAAGCUGCCCUCCGCCUGAGGAUAGUAGAGGGUUAGAUGAUGAGUAUCUGUCCGAUUUCACCCACUUCUAUGAAGUCGAUAUUUAUCAAUCCAUAUUGGAUCCUAGUGCCUCAGACUUGGUACAAGAGAGUCGAAUCUUGAACAUGAUUCGACAGAAGAGUGAAGAGCAAAGAGACUUUGAGGCAGAAUGUUGUUUAGUGUUAGAUGGCCUUGAGCUGCAAGGGGAAAGUGCAAUAAGGAUGGGCUGUCUGGAUGCUUUGGGAGAUGAUGGGUUCUUCAUGCAGGAUUUGGAAAACAUGGCUCGGUUCUGGGCAUGUUAUUCAUCCUCUAGCUCUGAAGAUAUAGAUGGAGAAAGCUUUGCAGGGGACUCUCCCGUUCAGCUCUCCCCCGCUUUGGACGGCGUUCCAUUCGCCAUCGGCGCGCUACCUGGAAACCUGGAGGAACCUCAUCUCCCAGAAACCACCAGUGAAGCUCCUGGUCUGAACUCCUCCUGUUUGUCUCUUUUUGAGUUGCAGUACGAUAGCCCAACUCUUCCCUUUCUCACCGUUGGUCACGAAAACAACACAGAUUCAAGUAGCUGUCGAGAUCCACAUUGUAACAAGCAGUCUCGUUUGUUAAUAUGGACCAAAAAUAGUGCCUUUGAUGAAACUGAACACUGUUCGAACCUUUCAACGCGAACCUGCAGUCCGUGGUCUCAUUCGGAAGAGAUGCGUUCAGACAAUGAGCACAUAAACGUUCAAACAGAGGAGUCCGCUCUAAUUGGCAAUGAAGAGAUUAAUUGUAUAAUCCCUCCCAUCUCUGGUACAUACCUAGAGGAAGAAAUCCUGGACUUUUUACAAGAGAACAAUGGUCACCAGUGCGAGGAAGCCAAUGUAGGCCCUGUGUCCAAUCCGACCAUUGCAAAGAAAUCUAAAUUGGAGUCCAUUUGUGGAAUUGCGUUAGAACGGGACGAGAGCAAGCAGUACGACGCUGGCAUGUUUUCAGAUGACUCCAACCAACCGAGUGACAACCACGGCUCAGGGAUAAUAAAGGACAUUUGGACGGCUGUCGGAGAUGGGGAUCUCCUUUCACUAGGAGAAGAGAAUCCAGGCGAGAGCUUGUUUUCCCAGGAGUCGAGCAGCUACCGCUGCGGCUGUCUGGACUUGCAGACAAAGGAAGAUGAUCCCGUCCAAGGGCCUCCGAAGAAGGCAGUGCAGCGCUCCGAGUACCACCUGUGGGAAGAAGGCAAGAACGAAGAGCAGGCCCUCCUGGAUAAAAAACGGCUCUCGAAGAUGAAUGCUUCAGGGGAUUACACGACGCCGUCCAAUCCAUGGGACGUGAACCCCGAGAAGGACAACACGUCGUUCAUCCUGGGAGGAGUGUAUGGAGAGCUGAAGAUGUUCAGCAGUGACCAGGACUGGGCCGUGGUGCCACCAGGCGACGCGAAAGGCAGCCUUCUACAGUGUGCCACUGCUGCUGCCUCGUCCUCUGGCUCAGACGUGGUAACCAUUGCUGGUACAGACCGUGUGUUCAUGAACACAGGCAGCUGCUUUGCCUCCAGCCACAAGCCCCUCUGGAGGCCCCUGGUCUCCUUCGGGCAGAGUGACCAGGCUACUAAAGGAGGUGAGGAUGGAUCGAAUAAGGGAUUUUCUUUUAUCUUCCAUGAAGAUUUACUCGGAUCCUGUGCAGGCUUCCGUGGUGAGGAGCCGGGGAUCGACUACCCGUUUGCGUCCUUUGAUCUGAACAGUCCGUUCUCUCAAGUCCUCCAGGUCGAGUGCUCCUUUAAUCCUGAGGACAUGGCUUCGUUCAGCCCGGGGUUCAAGCCCAAAUCUAUAUUGUGCUCGGACUUGGAGAAUGAAGCUUUCCACCCACGGCUAUACGGCAUCAACCGGACCACCCAGUACAGGGCCAUCCGCAUCUCCCCCAGGACUCACUUCCGACCAAUAUCAGCCUCGGAGCUGUCGCCCGGCGGAGGGAGUGAGUCGGAGGUUGAGUCCGAGAAAGAAGAGACGAGUGUUCCCGUCUUGGCCCCUCCGGAUGUCUCCGACGACCCUCAGGCCGACCUCAAACCACUUGAGGAGGAUGCAGAAAACGAGGGCCCGUGCUACGGGAAGUCAGAACUGCAAUCUGGGAAAUUCCUGCCCAGAUUGAAGAAGUCGGGCAUGGAGAAGAGUGCCCAGACCUCACUGGAUUCUCAGGAGGGCUCUAGCACCCUCCUGCCAAUCGCUGAGCAGGAGACUUGCUUGGACUGCGAAACAGCGAGCGGACAGAUGGAUGUCCCAGUCGACAAGAUUCAGGAGGAAGAAUCUUGCAGAGAAAAGGAAGCCUGUAAAUGUGCUGCAGCUGGUCAGAGUCCCACAUAUGGGAAAACCUAUGACUUCGUUGAAGAUUUGCAUGAGUUCCCUCUAUUAAAUAUUAGUGGACAGGGACUAACUGGCGUCCAGCAAGAUGAGUGCUGGUGGCAGAACACAAUCUGUUCCCCACUUUUCCCUGGACCUCAUUGUACAGGGAGCAGCAACAUCUGAGCAGUCCAGCUCUGUGGCGAGGAAGCCCAUCGUCAGGAAGAUUUGGCCUCUUCUCCUUUGACUGCACCUCUACUUGCAAAGAUAUAGGGAGGGGGGCUCGCGACUUAGAAACAAUAGGCUUCCGGACAGAGGAACCCCUCUACAUCCCACCCUUAACCCUGCUGAUUUUAAUUUUUACUAGAGUCUUGUGUAAUCAUCAACAACAACAACAACAAAAAAGGUCGCAAGUAGGAAACACUCGAAUAUGUUCUACAUGUCUUCAUGUGAUGCCAUAUCUGAAGACGUAUGCAUUUUAGAUUUGGGUUUUAGUUGAUUCUUCCAGACACAAUUCCGUCUUAAUUAGAGUCAGUGAGAUAUUAGGGACAGUCUUGUUUUUUCCCUCCAUUGGUUUUCCCCAAUACUUUUUUUUAAUUUUAUUUUUUUUAGCUUUUGACCUAGGAUACUGGUAGUUAUGGUUGAGCAUGUUCCUGUCCUAAUAGUCUCACUCCUUAUUUACUAGUGUAACUGCUGCAGUUUCCUUCAUCUGACUGGGAUGCCUCUCUUCAUAACGUAUGAAAGCACUGCGUUUGUCUCUUGUUUCUCUUCAUCCCUUUUUUGAUUUGAGUUGCGUGUGUGUGUUUGCCUUUUCUGACUGAAGGAAAGAAUGUGUGCAUCUUACCUCUCAAAUCUGUAUCAAAGACACCCCCCCCCCCCCACACACACACACACACACACACAGAAGUGUGCAAAGUUGCUCUAAAUGAGUAUGAUUUUGGGUGAUUGUCUGAUUUUCAGAACCUUAGUAGUAGACACAGUAGAAAUGGUUUGUAAGGUAAAAAAAAAAGUAAAAUUGACCCCCCCCCCCCCCCCCAAAAAAAAAAAUAUAUGUUAAAAGUACAAAACUGCUGUUCAAUGCAAAAAGCAAAAAAAAAAAAAAAAAAACGAUUCAGCUCAAUUUGGGGUGUAAUGGCCCUUUACAAAAAUAUUUAAUUGCAGCCAUUUCUACAGAGGCACCGAUUUGCAACAAUUGAAAGUUUUUUUUUUUUUGUGAACUCCAUAGUCCAAACAAUUGGCGCUAUGAAUAUGUUGACAGUUCUGUAGCAGUUUCGAUAUUGUGGCUGUGUAAUGUAGAUCCUGUAGUUUGUUUGUCGUUGCAGAGUGGAGAAAUCGGUGGAUCUUUUGGAGAAAAUAAUUGUGAUUUGAUGGUCCUUGCUUUGACUUGGUUUUCAUAUUUAAAGAAGAGUUAAGUUUUUAAGAACUUUUAACUAGUAAGUUAACUGGCCUGUAAUAACAAUGGGAAUAAAUAGUAAUUUGAUUUAAAUCUUAUCAGAUUGAGUCUAUUACAGAUAAUAGUGUCAGUGUGUUCAUCCUAUUGUAAGGUCUACAGUAGAAGCAGGAUUUUAAAGGCAAUGUAUUUCUAUCCAGACACUACUUAACUUAAAAGAGCGUAAUAUUAAACAUUCAAUGAAAAGGUGAUCAACCCAAAAUAACAAUUCAAUGCAUAAACUAAGUUUAAUCAGAGGCCCGACGACGUUUGAGUGAUUGUUUCUGUCGCCUGUGCAUUGACUAUUAAAUCCUGAGUUAACGCGCACCUUUUAGACGAAAUGCAUUUUGUUUUCCAUGUGCGUUGUUUAUCUUUAUCACUGCAGUGGUUUAUUUCUGGUUUUUGGUUCCUUCCACUUAAAAAUAUUUUGUUUUCGUCCUCAGAAAACCGAGGAAUUGAAGCACAGUUACCAUCCCUCCAUGUUCUCUUGUGACGCAUCUGUUAUGCAGUCCAAAAUAUGUCCGCCAACAAUGUGUGCACACUGGUUCUAAUGCACUGUCACAGGGCACAGGCUCUCCAUUGUGAGCACAGUCAUUGAUCCUAAGUUUCUAUUUUAUUGUUAUUAUUCAUCGACCCCCUUAAUGGACAGCCGUAUCUUGAGUUGGUUUGGAAAAUGGCAAAGUCGAUAACAAUCCCUUUCAAUAUGCCAGGGCCUCAGUCUGCCCCAUAAUUGUGGUGUUUUGUUCUUCACUUGUGUUAAACCGAUUGAAACUUGAAUGAAAGACUGCUCUGAAAAAUGGCAAGCUACUUUCAAUUGUAAUUUAUUUAGACAGUUGUCAGUCACUCAGGAAUACGUAAAUACUAAAUGUUUUUGUCAAAGGAGGUGGAAAACACUUAAUUCUGUGGCAGUGCAUCAGUACAUUCAUUCAAGCAUUAAUUUAUUACUGAAACUUUAUUUGAGGAAAAAAUAAACAGGCUUUUAUUAAUCCCAAGCUUCCUACAGUUAAUUGUACAGCACCAUAGUUUUAGAGCUAAGCCCGACCGAGCCGUUUUGAGAUUGCCUAAGCAAUGUGAUGGGGACCUUUCAUGGUCCUCGGUCAUAUGCAAUCUUGGCGCAUGCAAACUUUUAAACAUUCAAGUGUACGUGGAGGAAAGUCACUCCGUUUUAUUUUGCAUGACUUAUUUUUCAGUACAGGAGAGCUGAGACAAAGAUUGAACUGUUAUGGAGUGUCUUUACAAAUAAGAGCAGCAUGUCAACACCACACUCCGUCGAAGUUAAAUUAAACCGGUUUUGUAUAUGACAAUAAGUACAGGCCAGGAUAAAGCAGUGACUUAUUUUUUAUUUUAUUUUUACUUUGUGUGUAGAUGUGUGCGAGACCGAGUCACAGCACCUACAUGGGAGUUUGAAGGAAAUGCAUUCAUUUGUUUUUCUGUUUAUAUAUUGAGGGGAAGUUUUGAGAAUGCAUCGAGAGCGAACAUGCAUUUUGAAACUACAUUGACGAAGUUUAACAUUGAGUUUUGCUUGGUCUGAAGGACAUAGCAUAUCCGCCACUGAGAACCAGAGUUUUCCUAGUCUCUUCAUUCCUACUAGAUGACACCCUCCCAUCCCUUUGUCCCUCAUCCUCAACUCCCAUCUGUCUCAAGUGGUUGUAUUGUUCUAAUUUCAUGUACACCCUGAGUAAAUUAUUUUGUUUCAUUGUGGAGUUUCUUAACAUCUAAUAAAGGAAUAAACCAAAUCAC
Molecule: messenger RNA, 7478 nt
Organism: Oncorhynchus masou masou (cherry salmon)
Lineage: Eukaryota; Metazoa; Chordata; Actinopteri; Salmoniformes; Salmonidae
Exons: 8
Coding region: 482-4495 (1337 amino acids)
Source: RefSeq, a predicted model, not a curated record